AUGCGAAACAACCAACAGCUCAAGCCGCUGGGCAGGGGCCACUACGGCGUAGUCAGACGGUGCAUCAGCAUCAAGACAGGGCAACAGUUCGCAAUGAAGACCAUCAGGAAGGCGAGAGUGUCCCGGGUCGAGAGCCUGCUGCGGGAGGUGCAGAUACUGCGCAAGGUCAGCCAUCCCAACAUCAUCGAGCUGGUGGACGUGUACGAGGAUGAGAUGAAUCUGCACUUGGUUACCGAGCUCUGUACCGGCGGCGAGCUGUUCGACCGCAUCCUCGAGAAGACCGAGUCCGAGGAAGGGAGGUACAGCGAGCGCGACGCCAUGACGCUGGUGACCAAGAUACUGUCGGCGAUUGCCUACUGCCACGACGAGCACAACAUCUGCCACCGGGACCUCAAGCCCGAAAACUUCUUGUUCAAGGAUAAAGCCGACGACUCAGAGCUCAAGAUCAUCGACUUCGGUCUUUCGCGGUUCGAGGAGACCGACCAGAUCAUGACCACGCGGGUCGGCACUCCCUACUGCGUGCAUACUAUGCCGUCGAAGUGUAGUCUUGGUCCGAUGGACAAGCCCCUCCAGCUCAGCAGCAGGCUCCGGAGGUUCACGGGCAUGAGCAACCUCAAACGGGCGGCUCUCAACGUCAUCGCGAAUCAGCUCACGGAGGCCGACAUAGGGCACCUCCGGGACGCGUUCCGAGAGAUCGACGCCGACAACAACGGGUCCAUCUGCGUGGACGAGCUCAAGAUGGUCGUCAAGAAGGAAGUUGGUCGUGAUGCCUGGAGGGCACGUGGAGUGCUUGAGCCAUGGACUGCCCCGUCAUCCAAAGCCGUCACCGGCUAUAAGUCCCGUCUACUGAUGUCGAUCCAACUAUCUGUCAUGUGCGUACCCAUGCAAUGCACCGCACAGGAGUUCCUUGCGGCGACGAUCGACCGGAACGUCUUCAUUCGGGAAGACAACGUUAGGAGAGCUUUCCAGCACUUCGACAUCGAGGGCUCGGGGAGCAUCACCCUGGCGAAUCUCGUCAGCAUAUUCGGCAGCGAAGACCACGCCCGAGAGAUUGUCGGCGACAUCGACCUGGACGGGGAUGGGGAGAUAUCCUUCGACGAGUUUCGACAGAUGAUGGAGGAAGACCAAACGACGACGACGGCGACAGCGACUUUCAAGAAGCCGGUUGAUUCCGCCGCCGCCGCCGCGGUCCCUACAACGGCUGCACUCACAGGGGCGUGAGCGCAAGCGCUGCUGUAAGACGACCACAGACGGAGUUUGGCACAGGAAAGAAGGAGAGGUUUGAUGAAGGUUUGUUGGAUGUUUUGAUGCUGCUGGUACCGUCGUGUGCCGUCGGUGCUUAGCGCAAUUCUCUCACGGAGGGGGGGGUAGAGCUGCUGCUGCUGCUGCCGCGUGGUGUGCAUGCAGGCAGGCAGGUGUAGAUACUGACGGUAACCGCGCAAUACCCACGCGUACGAGCCUUACAUCGCCGGCUGCGAUGCUGUUCUCGCUGGCCGGUUACGCCUGCUGUUUCUCUCGCUAACCACUCUUGUAAUUGUACCUGUUUGCUCGCUGUGUCGGUGAUGUCUAUAUUUUUUGCUCGUCGGUGUUG
Molecule: messenger RNA, 1591 nt
Organism: Ectocarpus siliculosus
Lineage: Eukaryota; Phaeophyceae; Ectocarpales; Ectocarpaceae
Source: the annotation of a GenBank genome assembly